GUUGGAGCAGGAUGGAUUGGAAAAUUGCGCUGGGAGCGGACCCUUGGAGCCAUUGUAAGACAGAGGAAUCUGCUAAUGACUCCUGAGGCAGUGAAAGCUAACUGGGAGAAGAUCUGUGACUUUAGUGAUGCCAGCAAGCCUCAGAGCGUCCAAGAAUCAACGAGUGGUAUAAUUGAAGUCUUACAUAAAGUUGAUUCAGAAGGAGGAGUUUCAACAAAUCAUACCAGCCACGCAGCAUCUUCCACCACAACAGGAUUUGCUAGUGCCAUUGGCUAUAAGUUCCCUUCCUUUUCUUCUGAUUAUACACAACUGGAUACGAUCAUGUAUGCCCUGGGAGUGGGGGCAUCUGUCAAAGAACCAAUGGACCUGAAGUUCGUGUAUGAAGGAAGUUCUGACUUCUCCUGUCUGCCGACCUUUGGAGUUAUCUUGGCUCAGAAGACUUUGAUGGGUGGAGGACUGGCAGAGGUUCCUGGGCUUUCGGUUAACUUUGUGAAGCUUCUUCAUGGGGAGCACUACUUGGAGUUGUAUAAACCACUUCCUAGAGAAGGAAAAUUUAAAUGUGAAGCAUCUAUUGCUGAUGUCCUAGAUAAAGGAUCUGGCCUUGUCAUUCUUUUGGAUGUCUAUUCUUAUUCUGGGAAGGAACUUGUAUGCUAUAAUCAGUUCUCUGUCUUCAUCGUUGGCUCUGGAGGCUUUGGUGGGAAACAGACAUCAGAGAAAGCCAAGCCAGCUGUAGUGGUACCUAGUAGGCCUCCCGAUGCUGUACUUACAGACACCACCUCACUCAAUCAGGCUGCUUUGUACCGCCUUAGUGGAGACUGGAAUCCCUUACACAUCGACACUACCUUUGCUAGCAUGGCAGGUUUCAAGAAACCCAUAUUGCAUGGAUUGUGUACCUUUGGAUUUUCUGCAAGGCAUAUCUUACGGCGGUUUGCAGAAAACGAUGUGUCGAGGUUCAAGGCAAUUAAGGUUCGUUUUGCAAAGCCAGUGUAUCCUGGACAAACUCUGCAAACUGAGAUGUGGGAGGAAGGAAACAGAAUCCACUUUCAAACCAAGGUUCAGGAAACUGGGGACAUUGUCAUCUCAAAUGCCUAUGUGGACCUCCUACCAGCCUCUGGUGUUUUGGCCAAGAUGCCUUCAGAGGGUGAGCAGCUUCAGAGUGCUCUUGUGUUUGAGGAGAUAGGUCGCCGCCUUAAGGACAUCGGGGGUGAGGUGGUGAAGAAAGUGAAUGCUGUGUUCGAGUGGCAUAUCACCAAAGGCGGGAACACUGCAGCUAAGUGGACAAUUGACCUGAAAAGCGGCUCUGGGAAGGUAUAUCAGGGCCCUGCAGAGGGCUCUGCGGAUACAACCAUCAUCAUCUCAGAUGAAGAUUUCAUGGAAGUGGUCCUGGGCAAGCUGGACCCUCAGAAGGCCUUCUUCAGUGGCCGCUUGAAGGCCAGGGGCAACAUCAUGCUGAGCCAGAAGCUUCAGAUGAUUCUGAAGGACUAUGCCAAGCUCUGAGGGCACCUGCACCAUGAGCACAAGGGUGUGCACCGUUAUUCUACAAGGUGAU
Castor canadensis (American beaver) is the source of this 1549-nucleotide messenger RNA. NCBI's taxonomy places the organism in Eukaryota, Metazoa, Chordata, Mammalia, Rodentia, Castoridae. The record is from RefSeq and is a predicted model, not a curated record.